Meloidogyne enterolobii is the source of this 1025-nucleotide messenger RNA. The record is from the annotation of a GenBank genome assembly. NCBI's taxonomy places the organism in Eukaryota, Metazoa, Nematoda, Chromadorea, Rhabditida, Meloidogynidae.
UUUUUGUCGCUAUUAUAAUGGCAGAUUAUAAAUGGAUAUCUCUUGGUGUUUUGGCUAUGGUUAUUAACAAUGGAUAUAUUUUUACUGGAUAUUUGGGACAAAUUGCUCGAGUUUGGCGUGAAUCUGAAGUUCAAAUGGUUUGCAUUGAAAGAGUUUCUGAAUAUAUUAAUAAUGAAAGAGAGCCAGAAUGGAAUACAAUAGAUGAAUCUAGAAAUUGGCCACCAUCUGGUGCUGGGCAUCUUCAAUUUAAAGAUGUUUGUUUGCGUUAUAGAAACGAAUUGGAUUUGGUUUUAAAUAAUGUUAGCUUUGAUGUUCGGGCGGGAGAAAAAGUUGGAAUUGUUGGACGUACUGGAGCUGGAAAGUCUUCACUAACUUUGGCACUCUUCCGAAUUGUUGAUCCCUGCUCUGGCAAGAUUUUAAUUAAUGGAAUUGAUAUUUGUACUUUGGGUUUGCAUGACUUACGUAGUUCGUUGACUAUAAUACCUCAGGAUCCUGUUCUUUUUUGUGGCACUCUUCGUUUAAAUUUGGAUCCAUUUGAUGAUUACACAGAUGCAUCUCUUUGGGAAGCUCUAGAAAAAGCACAUCUUGCAGAGACAAUACGUGAAAUCGAGGGAGGUUUAGAUUACAAAGUUGCUGAAAGUGGAGCUAAUUUAAGGUUUAAAAAUUUAAUUAAAGGAAUAAAUUUUCUUUUAAGUGUUGGUCAACGUCAACUUGUUUGUAUGGCAAGAGCUGUUCUCAGACAAAAAACGUGUAUUUUGGUUCUCGAUGAAGCAACGGCGGCGAUUGAUCCAGAGACAGAUUCUCGCAUUCAACUAUCUAUACGCAGUCAUUUUAAAGAAUGCACGGUGUUAACAAUUGCUCAUCGUUUAAAUACAAUUAUUGAUUAUGAUCGUGUACUUGUAAUGGAUGCUGGUAAAGUGGCUGAAUUUGAUUCACCCAAUGCUCUAUUGAGGGAUUCUGAUUCUUUAUUCUUUAAAUUGGCAAAACAGGCGGGUAUAAGUCAAAAUGAGAGGGAAGAAAUAUAA